Molecule: messenger RNA, 1659 nt
Organism: Protobothrops mucrosquamatus (brown spotted pit viper)
Lineage: Eukaryota; Metazoa; Chordata; Lepidosauria; Squamata; Viperidae
Gene: SUOX
Product: sulfite oxidase
Exons: 3
Coding region: 1-1659 (552 amino acids)
Cellular component (GO): mitochondrion
Molecular function (GO): heme binding; molybdenum ion binding; oxidoreductase activity
Source: RefSeq, a predicted model, not a curated record
AUGUUGCUGUCCAGAUCCAGCGGAAAUGGUUUCUGUACCCUUCAGAGAACAUACUGGUUAAGAGAGAUGACUUGGAGAAACUGUCCUCCCACUUAUUGGGUGCGGCUCCCCUUCUGUGCCCACAGCACUUGGAACAGUGCUGGCAGCAGGAGGCGCAGGCUCAUGGUAGCGGCAGGGGCAGGCCUGGGUGUGUGCAGCAUCUUGGCUUAUGGAAACCGCCAUUGGCAGGCAGCCACAGCGGAGUCCCCAACGGCCACACCUGCCGCCUCACUCCCUCGCUUCACUCGAGAAGAGGUGGCCCGCCAUCAUAACGAAGCAAAUAGGGUGUGGGUGACUUAUGGCAGUGAAGUUUUUGAUGUCACCGAUUUCUUAGAGCUUCACCCUGGGGGCAAAAGUAAGAUUCUUCUGGCAGCAGGUGGGGCUUUGGAGCCCUUUUGGGCUCUCUAUGCUAUGCAUAAACAAGAUCAUGUCCAAGAAAUCCUUCGGGAAUAUAAAGUAGGAGAGCUGAGCCCAGAAGAGCCUCCUCUGCCAAGCCCAGAUGACCCUUACGCCAACGAUCCUCCGCGCCACCCUGCCCUCCGAGUCAAUACCCUCAAGCCCUUCAAUGCAGAACCUCCUCCAGAGUUACUGGCAGAAUAUUUUUUGACCCCUAACCAGAUCUUCUUCAAGCGCAACCAUCUCCCAGUGCCACUUGUGGACCCUGAAGCCUACCGCCUAUGUAUUCAGAGUCCCUCUAGACAGACCCUGUCCUUCUCUUUGCAAGAUCUGAAACAGAAUUUUCCAAAAUAUGAGGUUACCUCUACCAUACAGUGUGCUGGCAAUCGCCGGGCAGAGAUAAACGCCAUCCAGAACACCAACAGACUCGGGUGGAACAUUGGGGCCAUUAGCAAUGCCUGUUGGGGUGGUGCCCGGCUUCGGGAUGUCCUAAUGCAAGCUGGGUAUCAUCCAGGGGAUGAGGGUCAUGUCUCCUUUGAGGGCCUGGACAAGGAUCAUGGUGGCACUGUAUACGGAGCCUCCAUCCCUUUUCAGAAAGCUAUGAGUCCAGAUGGGGAUGUUCUCUUGGCAUAUGAGAUGAAUGGGGAGGAGCUGCCUCGAGAUCAUGGCUUCCCUCUGAGAGUUAUUGUGCCAGGAGUGGUGGGGGCUCGUAGUGUAAAAUGGCUGGCUCGGAUUACAGUGGGGCCAGAGGAAAGCAAGAGCCACUGGCAGCAAAAGGAUUACAAAGGAUUCUCUUCGUCCGUAACCUGGGAAACAGUGGAUUUCUCCAAGGCACCUGCCAUUCAAGAGAUGCCCAUCCAGUCUGCCAUCACUGAGCCAUCUUCUAAGACAUCUGUCUCUCCUGGAGAGCUCACAGUGAAGGGCUAUGCCUGGAGUGGUGGAGGGCAGAGGGUGAUCCGUGUAGAUGUCUCCCUGGACGGUGGGAAAAACUGGAAAGAAGCAACACUAACUGGUGAAGAGCAGCUGCUUGGCCAAGCUUGGGCUUGGAAGCUUUGGCAGCUGGAUGCUUUUGUGCCUGCUGGAACCAAGGAGUUGAACAUUGUCUGCAAGGCUGUGGACACCAGCUACAAUGUGCAACCUGAGCGUGUGGAACCACUCUGGAACAUUUUGGGAGUACUCAACAAUGCUUGGCAUCGGGUCCGUGUCCCCGUGAAAAAGGAUUGA